Molecule: messenger RNA, 2604 nt
Organism: Kwoniella shivajii
Lineage: Eukaryota; Fungi; Basidiomycota; Tremellomycetes; Tremellales; Cryptococcaceae
Exons: 4
Coding region: 1-2604 (867 amino acids)
Biological process (GO): regulation of transcription by RNA polymerase II
Cellular component (GO): chromatin; transcription regulator complex; PcG protein complex
Molecular function (GO): DNA-binding transcription factor activity, RNA polymerase II-specific; RNA polymerase II cis-regulatory region sequence-specific DNA binding
Source: RefSeq, a predicted model, not a curated record
AUGUCAACACUUACCCUUCUUCCCGUUUCUCAUGAUCGUGAAAACCGUCUUCAAUCACUUUCACCUCUACCUCCCGAUGUCUUUCAACAACCACCUUGUCCACCUCGACUUCCUUUUCCUCUUCGGUCAACUCCUCGCUUGAUACCGGUACCUCCUCCUCCAACACCACCCCCGGACUCACCUGACACAUCUGCGUCUACUCCCAAUCCUUCUCAUGUGGCUGGUGAAUUUCCUCACGACGAACAGCUAGUCAACGAUCAUAAUCAUGUCGGUGCCGGUCAUGACGCACAAGCUAGACCCCACAUCUGUGAUUAUGCAGAUUGUAUUAAAGCUUUUGCCAGGAAAAGCGAUCUGGCAAGACAUUAUAGGAUUCACACUAACGAUAGACCUUAUGUCUGCAAUUAUCGUGGUUGUGGGAAAUCCUUCAUCCAGCGAUCGGCGUUGACAGUACAUUACCGAGUCCACACCGGUGAACGACCACAUCAUUGUGAGACUUGUCUCAAAGCUUUUGCCGAUUCCAGUUCUCUCGCUCGACACAGGCGUAUUCAUACCGGUAUGCGACCGUAUUGUUGCAGAGUACCAGGAUGCGGUAAACCUUUCGCCAGACGUAACACCCUUCUCAAGCAUUGGAAACGUACACAUCCUCACCUCCCACCUCCUUCCACUAAUUCUCACAGGAACACCAUUCACGCUCCUGUUGUCAACACUCGACUUUCUUCAUCUUUCUCUUCUACUGCAUCAGUCGGUACCAGCGGUAGCAACCACCCGAUGACUCCGUCGACAGCCAGUACCCCCCACGGCUUCGCCACCCUCCACCCGUCGGAGGGCACGGCGUUCAUCUUCAAUGGCGGGUACACCGGAUCGAUAUUCGGAGGAAAUACCGGACAAUCCCCUUAUACUGUCUCCGGUCCACCAGGCAGCUUUCGACAACCGUCAUACUAUCAAUCACCGCAAGCGCCAGGUUCUGUCUCCCUCACGCCUGUCUCCUCUUCUGGGUCCCACUUCGGGGACUCGGUUCAUCAGAGCCAAACACCCUCGACGCCAGCGACAGGAGGAUUUGAAGUUGAUAUCAAGCAGCAGCAAGCUCAAAGUGGAGCCUCCUCAGCUUACUCCGGAUUCUCUCACUCAGCCUCUUCUAACACCCAAGGCUAUGGGCAAGGACAAUACCAAAGCUCAAUCUACGGAUAUCCCCAAUCAACGAAUCACCCGCUCUCGCGCUUCUCUAGCGAAGGCGGAGGAAUGAUUUUCUCUGAUAAGUCUACUUCUAGUGUCAACGGUUCCCAGAGAUCCAUUUCAAAUCCAGUCGAUGUGCCACGAUUUCAGCAUUAUAUGGCUGGUCCCUACGGCCAUGUCGGUGGUGGCUUCUAUCCAGGUCAACUGUCGCUUCCUCCCAAUUACCAUAAUCACCUCACUCCAUCCUACUAUCACCCGAUAAACAUGUCGAUUCAAUCUAGAUCUUCUUCCGAUGUGAAACCGCACCUUCCUCAAUCGCCCGAUGGAUCGACAGAUAACGAUGAUGAUGAUGGAGACGAACCACUUGUAGCUCUUCACGAAGCUCCACCUACCUUCGCUUUGCACCCUCCAAACGGUGGUUCAUUUACGAACAUGCCUUUUUCUGCGAGCAUGCCCUUCUCUGCGGUUGAGAACACCCAUUUCGGUCAACUCCCCGGUGCCCAUUCUCAAAUUCUCGAGAAUACCCACCAAAAUAUUGGUCGGCUUCAUAGUGCUCCUCCUACUAUGCAAAGGUUUAAUUCACUUCCUAUGGUACCUACGAUAAGCACUUGGGGCCAAGCUAGCGCAUUCAAUGCUCCUCAUGCUGGUAGAUCAAAAAGUGCAGACGAGGAAUGGGAAGAUAUCGCAGAUGAGAUGUUGAGUCGCGAAGCAUCGGUGACCGAUGAUACCCAAGCUGUCUCUGUCACUGUCGAGCAACAGACACCUGUUGGUGGCCAAGAAGGGCACCACUGGGGGCCACCUAUCGUAUAUCCGGUUCUUCCCAGAGAUAACUUGAAGAAUCCUUUCUCAUCAGCCGCCUCAUCAUCUUCAACUUCUUCAACUCUGGUUGGCUCGUCAGCUCAACCUGUUCUCGCACCCAAUCAACUUCCUCCCAUUUCCGUCUUCACAAAUAAUCAUCAUCCAAUGGCACUCACUCCAAUCAACCCCAAUGGCUUUUACCCGACGCCUAUAACCCCUGCCAAUGGAUGGAUGUACGAUUCUCUUAAAUCACGCGCUGUCCUCUAUUCCCCUGCUCCUGUGGGUCAGCAUCAUGAUGAUCAAGAUCAAGAGAAUGAUACUUCUCAGGACAUAACACUUACCACUCCUCCAAAAUGGGCGGAACAACCGCGCAAAGAUGGUAGAACAGUCUCCGCUGUGGGACUCGGUAUCGCCAAUGUACAUUUCGAGGAUCGUCAAUCGGAUAUCAUCACGGACAAAGAAGAUCAAGAAUUUCGCGAAGGAGAAGAAGAAAUCAGCGAUAAGGAUACGAUCGGAAACGGAAGUGAUGACGAGUUCGUGCUUGGCAGAAAGCCAAACAAGGCGAAAAGAGGUACUGGUGGUAGAGGAAGAGGUCGCGCGAGAGGUACUGGGGUCAAAAGGGGGAGGAAGUGA